Messenger RNA from Monomorium pharaonis (pharaoh ant), 1239 nucleotides. Its product is annotated as mitochondrial ornithine transporter 1. The coding region runs from base 85 to 1074 and encodes 329 amino acids. The transcript is spliced from 5 exons. NCBI's taxonomy places the organism in Eukaryota, Metazoa, Arthropoda, Insecta, Hymenoptera, Formicidae. Gene Ontology annotation, molecular function: L-ornithine transmembrane transporter activity. The record is from RefSeq and is a predicted model, not a curated record. Gene Ontology annotation, biological process: mitochondrial L-ornithine transmembrane transport.
UCGUGCGGGGCUGGUAGGCGAUCCUGUCUGUUUUAUCACCCGAGACAGAAAGCACGUGGCCGUGCCGAAGGAGUUUUUUCCCGGAUGACGAUUACGAUGACGACGGAGAGCGUCGUCGGGCCGACUGUGGGCGCGGAAGUGCCCCACGUGUCGAAGGAGAAUGGCCGUGGAAGCAUUACGGAUGGCGCUGUAGAUUUCGUGGCCGGUUCGCUCGGCGGUAUAGCGCUCGUCUACGUAGGUCAACCGUUAGACACGGUAAAGGUAAAGAUGCAGACUUUCCCAUCCAUGUAUAAAAGCAUGGUGAAUUGCUUUCUGCAUACAUUAAAGACAGACGGCAUCGCGAGGGGUUUGUAUGCCGGAACAAUUCCGGCGAUAGUCGCUAAUGUGGCGGAAAACUCUGUAUUGUUCGCAGCGUAUGGCGGAUGUCAAAAGACAAUAGCUCAUUUAACAGGUGUACAGAGUGUGAAAGAACUUAACUCCUUCAGCAACGCCUGGGCCGGCUUCUUUGCCGCGUUCUUCUCCUCGCUGACGCUUUGCCCGACGGAGUUAAUAAAGUGCAAGCUGCAGGCUAUGAGGGAGGUCGAACAGAUACAAGCGAUAAAAUCCGUCAUAGAAAAAUCUACGAAGUCUCGCAUAGGACCAUGGAGUUUAACGAAGCAGAUUCUGAAGGAGCAAGGUGUAAGAGGCCUGUUUACAGGUCUCUCGUCAACGAUAGCCCGCGAAAUGCCAGGUUAUUUCUUCUUUUUUGGCGGCUACGAAGCCACAAGGGAGCUGCUAGCUAUGAAGGGUCAGAACAGGGACGACAUCGGCUGGCAAAAGACAAUGGUGGCUGGCGCGGUCGGUGGCGCAAUGCUUUGGUUAGCAAUAUUUCCAGCUGAUGUUGUUAAGAGUAGAAUACAGGUGCAGAACUUGAAAACGCCCGCUUUGAUAGUUUUCAAACAUAUCGCACGGCAAGAAGGUAUCGGCGCGCUGUACAACGGACUAACACCGACUUUAAUCAGAACGAUACCAGCGACUGCAACAUUGUUCGUCACCGUCGAAUACACGAAGAAACUUAUGUACAAUUAUUUCUAAAAUUGAUUUUAACAUUAUCAUUGUCUUACGAAACUUGAUAUCUUCUAAAUAUCCUAUGUGCGAAAGUAUUUGUGUUUUAAACAAUAUAAAAUCAUGCACCAUGCAAAUUUAAUGUCGCUAAUGUCGCCUACGUCUGUAAAUAUAAGAGAAUGUAUAUACAAUAAU